Molecule: messenger RNA, 1839 nt
Organism: Paramuricea clavata
Lineage: Eukaryota; Metazoa; Cnidaria; Anthozoa; Malacalcyonacea; Plexauridae
Source: the annotation of a GenBank genome assembly
AUGGCGGAGAACGUCGUAGAAGUCGAUUUAAAAAUCGAGUUUUCUCUGAAAAAUUUUGAAACUAAGAAAGGAAGAGAUACUACACUUACAGAAAUCAAGAAAAAUGUAUGUGCUCUCUUAAACACUGACGGUGGGAGGCUUGUGUUAAUAGCGAACGAUGCCACGGACGACAACACGAUUAAUGCUGACAUUGUCGUUCGUCCUAUUGAGCAGCAAUUUAAAAACAUAAUUGGCUCCGGCGUACACUACAAGUUUGAUGUCGUGGAACAAACGAACAAUAAGAUUACAUUAGACAUACAACGUCUACCGAAAUUGUGUACUUUGACUACCAAUUUAUUUUUGCCAACAAAUACAGAAAUACAAUUGUUUCCUGCUACGGAGCAAAAUACCCUAAAACACAUAUUGUUCGAACGGUGUAUUGUGGAGAUUUCAGAACAGACAUUGCCUGAACAGUUUUCCUCGGGUAGUAAAUGUGGUAUUCGUGAAUCGAAGACUGUCCAAUUCAAAUGUCUUAAAACAGAAAAAAAAGGGAAAACGGACUUUGCUGAUCGAGUUAUUAACAAUAAGUUCACUAGUACAAUAUCUAGCUUUGCCAAUGCCUCGGGUGGAAACAUCUUUUACGGGAUCAAGGACGACGGUACUGUUGAUGGAGUACCGUUGUCUGAUCCGGAGAAGGAGGAGAUAACGAAGAAGCUCGAUGCAGAAGUUCGAAAGAUGAUAUGGCCAGAAGAAAUCAAGCGUGGCAAACAGUGGGAUAUAAAUUUCGUUCCUUGUGACAGCGAGUCAAUGUUUGUGAUGGUGAUAUCUGUUUCCCCUUGCAUUGGUGGUGUUUUCACCAAGGAACCAGAAAGCUACUAUGUUGAAGACGGUGAGGUGAAGAAAAUGCCCUUCGACACUUGGAAAAGAAACGUGUAUUAUAAAGUGGCAAAGCCGGUGUCGGAAUUAGAGAGAAGCAACUCGAGCUCGAAAAAAAGCAGAAGAAGUUACUUGGAAUUAACUCAAUGUUUGAAAUGCUAUAGACAACUUGGAAGAUGGAAAACAAUUGAAAAUAAAUUGAAAAUAUUAAACGAGCAGAGUGAUUUACUCGUGAACGCUAAACUGGUUUAUCUCUUUCAAUCUGUCAUCAUAAAUUAUCGCCAGGGUAAUUUUGAAGGCGCAGAAAAGUACCUGAAUGAAUUUAGAACAACAGCGAAUAGUGCUGAGGACAAAUCGAUUCUUGAUGUUGAAGAACGAUAUCUUACGUCAGCUAUCGAGUGUUUUCGCCGUGACAAUGAAAAAGCUGGGAGUAUAAUUCAACAGGGCUUAGCGUUAGCUGAAAAUGCUCCAGCUGGUUUCGUGCCUGCUUCUUUUUAUGCCCACGCUGCGUCAGUUCUCAGUUAUUUAGUUAACGACGAAUCCUUCAUCGGCGAGAGCAAGGACCAGAACGCGAAGGAUCUCGAAGUACAUAAGCACAUUGAGCGCGCUAAAGAUCUUUGCUACAAGGCGCUUCAACAUCUAACAUACAUCGAGAAUGACUUUGAAAUCGCUAGAGAAGAGCUCAGACGGAGAAUAAGCAUUACGUUGGCGUUAUUGUAUUUGCGACCAAUAGACCAUGUGCCGAUUUCCAGUUCCGACAUCGACAUCGUUGCAGCCACGAUAAGUGAAUCAGAACAAUCUUUGCUGAAGCUAAAGGGAACGCCACGAUUUGCUUACAAGUACUGUCGCCUAUUAAUGGUCAAAUCUGACCUUUGCCUUAGAAAAUAUCAAUUAAUGCCGACAGAUGCCGGAAUUGAACUUGUGGAAAAGUCUUUGGAAUAUGUUCAGGAAGCUCAAGAACUAGCAAGAACUAGCAAGAACUAG